CUAAUCCACUUUUAAAGUCAUCUAUGCUUGUGGCCGUCACUACACCCUUUCAUGCCACAUGACGUGCCUCAAAAUACUGGCUCUGGAGGACGGCCGAAUCCUGAUGCAGAACUGGUAGAGGUCAACUGCAAAGACAUCACGCGUAUCCAGGAUAACUGGGAUGUGGAAGAGUUUGUCUCACACACGUGUAUGGGGAUAUUCCUCCAUCACCCAGCCUUCAAGCUGCUUUUGGCAGGUUUCAUCAUAACCAACGCGUUCAACAUAGCCCUCCGAACAGAUCCAACGUUAGAAGAGAAAUACUUCGGGUUCUUCUCUGCCAUAGAUACAAUUGUCCUGGCUUUCCUUAUCUGCGAGGUACUUCUCAACUGGUACUAUGGAUUCUCGUUGUACUGGAAGGAUGGCUGGAACGUCCUCAAUUUUUUCAUUGUGGUCUUUCUGUUCUUGGGGCUGUUCAUUCCUGCGCUGUCCGACAGGACCUUUUUCAACAUCCUCAGGAUAAUGCGACUGAUGCAGGUUUGCACCUUGGUGGCCGGGCUGGAUAGGAUGAUCAAGGUGAUCCUGAAGUCCACACCUGACAUGUUUAACAUCAUGGUUCUGCUUUUUUCCAUCAUGCUGGUUUUUUCUGUGUUUGGUGUGACACUCUUUGGAAGCCUCGUCCCGAUGCAUUUCGGGAAUUUGGGGACAGCCUUGUACACACUUUUCAUCUGCAUAACGCAGGAUGGGUGGAUCACCAUCUAUAAUGCCUUUGACGAUGAAGGCAUUGCCUUGACGAUCGGGGGGGCCCUCUACUUCUUCAUCUUCAUCACCUGUGGGGCCUUCAUCUGUGCGAAUCUGCUUGUGGCUGUAGUGACGACAAACUUAGAGCAGUCUGUGACUGCUUACAACGAGGAACGGCAGUUGCAGUCUCUGGCCACAGACUGGGGCCUAACUCUCUCCAUCCUCGAGCAGGAUGGCAUGGACGAUGAUGCCCGCCCACCUCCGCCACCCAUGCACCUGAAAGAAGUCAUGCAUGCCACAGCCAUGGCCCAUUGCCAGGAUCUGCUGAGCUACGGUAACUUGGGUAACCUGAACGAUGCCACCUGUGACGAUCUCUGCGUCGUCCUGGAAGCCAUCCACGAGAACCUAAAGGAAUACCGGGAGAUCCGGGAUGAGCUCAAUCAGAUAGUCAACGAGGUGAGAUCCAUCAAGUUCAAUAUUGAGCAGGAACAAGAGAUCGUUCUACGAAACAUCCGUGGGUCCAACAUCUCAGAUACUGUGUUGUCGAGCGAUGUCGUGCAAGGAAAGGCUGGAGAUGUCAUCACCACACUGUCAAACCUGGAAAAGUCGAACGUGAUUGAAACAGAAUACCAGAAAGGAGUGAUCAAAACAGCAGCCUUGAGAGCACGGAGGCAGUCCUUGCUAACGUGGCUCUAG
Messenger RNA from Eublepharis macularius, 1413 nucleotides. RefSeq names its product cation channel sperm associated 4 (gene CATSPER4). Gene Ontology annotation, cellular component: sperm principal piece; acrosomal vesicle; CatSper complex. Bases 52 to 1413 code for a protein of 453 amino acids. NCBI's taxonomy places the organism in Eukaryota, Metazoa, Chordata, Lepidosauria, Squamata, Eublepharidae. The record is from RefSeq and is a predicted model, not a curated record. Gene Ontology annotation, molecular function: calcium-activated cation channel activity; voltage-gated calcium channel activity. The transcript has 12 exons. Gene Ontology annotation, biological process: flagellated sperm motility; sodium ion transport; transmembrane transport.